AUGCUCCGCACCACCAUCACCAGGUCUUCCACACGCCUUCGUUUAUGCACUCCCUCCACCCGCCCUUUCUCCCUCUCGACUUCCCACCGCGCAGCCCAGUACCCCAACGACCUAAGCACAAAUUCGAAAACCAAAACAGAUCUCUACGACGGCGAUACACCGCAUGCAGUCCUGGAUAAAGUCCGGGAAGGCGAUACACAUAAUGUGCAUGAGAGCAACGCGAAGGCUGGCUUGGACAGCGCGCACAAGGAGGGUAAAGGUGGUCAUGCGACCGAGCGGAAGGAUUCAGCAGGAGGGAAGGAGACGGCUAAGAAGGAGUUUCCCGAGGCGCCGGAUCCAGCGAUUGGGAUGCAAGAUGAGAGGGGCGGACGGGGUGGUUGA
Messenger RNA from Bipolaris oryzae ATCC 44560, 381 nucleotides. RefSeq lists its product as uncharacterized. NCBI's taxonomy places the organism in Eukaryota, Fungi, Ascomycota, Dothideomycetes, Pleosporales, Pleosporaceae. The record is from RefSeq and is a predicted model, not a curated record. The transcript is spliced from 2 exons. The coding region runs from base 1 to 381 and encodes 126 amino acids.